Messenger RNA from Achroia grisella, 3963 nucleotides. RefSeq names its product transcription initiation factor TFIID subunit 2 (gene Taf2). Gene Ontology annotation, biological process: transcription initiation at RNA polymerase II promoter. Bases 276 to 3890 code for a protein of 1204 amino acids. Gene Ontology annotation, cellular component: transcription factor TFIID complex. The record is from RefSeq and is a predicted model, not a curated record. The transcript has 19 exons. Gene Ontology annotation, molecular function: metallopeptidase activity; chromatin binding; transcription cis-regulatory region binding. NCBI's taxonomy places the organism in Eukaryota, Metazoa, Arthropoda, Insecta, Lepidoptera, Pyralidae.
ACCCACAGAAUUUGUGUUAUAUUUAUUUGAUUACAUCGUUUGCUUUUUGAAGUAACUUAAUUAGAUUUUUUCCUAUAUAUAUUUUCAUUCCAGUCCUUUGAUUCUUAUACAGUAGCGUUGUUAAUUUAAUAAAAAUAUGUCGUAUAUUAGUAGUAAAAUUUUAAAAGAAAGUUUGCACUAAUCAUCAGUAUGUAAGCUCCACGCAAUAUGUAUAUAUCACAUUUAAUUUGUUUAUAAUGUAUUGAUUGUUGUGUUAAAUAAUAAAAUUGUUAAGGAUGAAGAAAGAACGCACGGGUGAUAAUUGUCGUCCAUUCAAAUUAGCUCACCAAAUUUUGAGUCUGACUGGAAUUAGUUUUGAGAGGAGAAGUAUUAUUGGUUUUGUGGAAUUAACUAUAGUCCCAUUAAAAGACAAUUUGAGGUACAUCCGCCUUAAUGCUAAACAGUGUCGCAUAUACCGCGUCUGUUUGAAUGAUCAGUAUGAUGCUAAUUUCCAGUAUUUUGACCCAUUCUUGGAUAUUUGUCAAGCAGAUCCUAAUACGAGGUCCUUGGAGAUUUUCUCUCAGUACCAUUUGGCUGCAGCACAAAAGAUAGACCCAGACCAUAACUCGGGUGAACUGCAUGUACAAAUCCCAGAAGAUGCCGCUCACUUGAUAGGAGAGGGGAGAGGCCUUAGGAUCGGAAUUGAAUUUUCUUUGGAAUCACCCCAGGGUGGCCUGCAUUUUGUUGUACCUGAGGGAGAAGGAAGUUUAGUGGAGAAAUCUGCACAUAUGUUUACCUAUGGCCACUCUGCUCGUCUAUGGUUUCCAUGUGUAGACAGUUAUGCAGAGCCCUGCACUUGGAAAUUGGAGUUCACAGUAGAUGAAAGUUUAACAGCUGUGUCUUGUGGAGAAUUGGUUGAUGUGGUAUUCACCCCUGACCAUAGACGGAAAACUUUUCACUAUGUUGUUAACACACCGGCUUGUGCCCCUAAUAUAGCAUUAGCCAUUGGACCAUUUGAAGCUUAUGUAGACCCAUUUAUGAAUGAAUUUACACAUUACUGCUUGCCAAAUUUAAUGCAGAUAUUGAAAAACACAGUUAGAACUUUACAUGAGGCUGUUGGGUUCUAUGAAGAGACACUGUCUACUAGAUAUCCAUAUCCAUGCUAUAAGCAAGUAUUUGUGGACGAAACAGAAGAUGAUGCAACUGCAUACACAACUAUGUCUAUAAUGAGCACACAUCUGCUGCAUUCUAUAGCUAUCAUUGACCAGGGCUACAUAAGCAGGAAGGCCAUGGCACAAGCAGUAGCUGAACAAUUUUUCGGGUGUUUCAUCACUAUGCAGAAUUGGUCUGAUCUGUGGCUGGCAAAGGGAAUACCUGACUACUUGUGUGCCUUGUAUGCGAAAAAGUGUUUUGGGAAUAAUGAGUAUAGAUAUUGGAUACAUCAAGAGCUGCAAGAGGUAGUAAGUUAUGAGGAACAAUAUGGCGGAAUAGUUCUAGAUCCAUGGCAGCCCCCUGCUACAGGUGCGCGUGCAGACACAAAAGAAUUCUAUUUUCCUGUACGCAAUGUGCACACCAUGUCGCCAAGAUAUAUGGAGGUUAUGCGUAAAAAGUCACAUUUAGUUCUCCGGAUGUUGGAGCAGCGUAUCGGUCAAGAGCUGCUUCUACAAGUCUUUAAUAAACAGCUGUCGUUAGCUACGCAAGCGGCUAAUACGAAGAUCGGCAGCCGCCUUUGGGGACAGUUGCUGUUGUCCACCAACUCAUUUGUAAAAGCCAUAUUCACAGUGACAGGGAAGGAUAUGGCUGUGUUCGUUGACCAAUGGGUACGCACUGGUGGCCACGCUAAGUUUCAAUUGACAUCCGUUUUCAAUCGGAAAAGAAACACAGUUGAACUGGAGAUCCGUCAAGACUGUGUCCACGACCGUGGCAUCAGGAAGUAUGUGGGACCGCUACUCGUUCAGUUACAAGAGUUAGAUGGCACAUUCAAACAUACAUUGCAGAUUGAGAACACGGUGGUCAAAGCGGACAUCACAUGCCAUAGCAAGAGCAGACGAAACAAGAAGAAAAAGAUUCCGUUGUGUACCGGAGAGGAGGUCGAUAUGGAUCUGUCGGCUAUGGACGAUUCUCCAGUCCUGUGGAUCCGUCUCGACCCCGAGAUGUCGCUCUUGCGUAGUACGGUGAUAUCCCAGCCGGACUACCAGUGGCAGUACCAAUUGCGUCACGAGCGUGACGUCACCGCACAAAGCGAAGCUAUAGACGCAUUGCACAACUAUCCAGAGUCCGCUACCAGAAAGGCUCUCACUGAUACCAUAGAGAAUGAGCAAACAUAUUACAAGAUACGGUGUAGGGCGGCACAUUGUUUGACUAAGGUGGCUAAUGCGUUGAUCAGCACAUGGGCGGGUCCUCCCGCCAUGCUUACAAUAUUCCGUAAGAUGUUUGGUUCAUUCGCGGCGCCUCAUAUUAUCAAACAGAACAACUUUGACAAUUUGCAACACUAUUUCCUACAGAAGACUAUUCCUGUUGCCAUGGCCGGUCUACGGAAUAUACACGGCAUAUGUCCACCGGAGGUUGUGAGAUUUUUACUUGAUCUGUUUAAAUAUAAUGACAAUUCUAAAAAUCACUUCUCCGAUAAUUAUUACAAGGCGGCGCUAGUGGACGCUCUGGCAGCAACUAUCACGCCAGUUAUAUCUGUGCUACAACCGGGCGCUCCAAUAACAGCUGAUUCUCUAUCAGCUGACACUCGCCUAGUAUUAGAGGAGAUUACACGAGUAUUGAACUUGGAGAAAGUACUACCGUGCUAUAAGAAUACGGUUAGUGUCAGCUGUUUGCGGGCGGUAAGACGUUUGCAACAAUGCGGACAUCUGCCCAGUAUACCGACUAUAUUCAGAGCUUAUGCACAGUAUGGACAAUAUAUCGAUGUCCGGCUGGCCGCAUUCGAGUGUUUGGUAGACUUUGUACGAGUGGAUGGUAAACCGGAGGACCUCUCGUAUUUAUUGACGGCAUUAGAAGGGGAUCCAGAUCCGGCCGUGCGGCACGGUUUAGCUCGAUUACUCAUAAGUAAUCCGCCUUUUGAGCGUGCCCAGAGACACCGGCUCGAUACUGAAGCCGUAGUACACAGAUUAUGGAACAAUGUAAAUAGUCAUUUAUCAAACGAUGCAAGACUACGUUGCGACCUUGUAGAUCUCUACUACACACUUUACGGACCAAAAAGGCCUAUAUGUGUACCAUUACCAGAGAUUCAGGCUAUGAUGAAACAGAUGCACCAUAAAGAGCGCGAGAGACUCGAACGGGAAAGGGAGAGGGAGAGGGAAAGAGAGCGGCAAAAGGAGUUAGAAGUAAAACCUGUUAUUAAGAAAGAGAUUGAAGACGUAAAAUAUGGUUCCGAAAUUGGACACCUUACGGAAUCAGGGUCCAUUGUGCCCCCAUUGUCGGAAUCUGAGCGUACCGGCCAUAUACUGCCAGUACCGAUCUCCAGCAUCAAAGAAGAAGACGUGAAAGUCGAUGUUACUACCGUUCAUGAUAUGCCCGGAGCUGUUUUUAGUGACGCUGCAAAGAGAGAGUUCACAUCAGAUAAUGCUGUAGCGUUACCCGGCAUCCCGGGAACUUCGGGACCAAUAGGUUUUGAACCUGGAAUGUUCCGACAUGACAUCACAGAUGAAAUGGGCGCACCAAAGGCAAAGAAAAAGAAGAAGGACAAGAAAAAGCAUAAACACAAACACAAGCAUAAGCACAGCAGCAAGGAUAAAUCGUCCAAAGACAAGGAGCACAAAGAUAGAUCUCUACCGCCCCGGCCGCCCUCUAGCACAGAUCACCUCAAGAUUAAAGAGGAAACUCGGGAAACGCUCAGUUCGUUUAGCUCAAGUCAAAGCCCAUCGGAAGAUGUCUCGUCGAUGCCAAGCAAUAUGAGUUUUUAAGACCAUAUCAUACUGAACUUGAUUAUAAUUAUAAAUAUAAAAAUAAAUACUUCCACAAAUCGAUGUAUUUAUC